This is a messenger RNA of Cajanus cajan (pigeon pea), 1396 nucleotides long. RefSeq names its product Proteasome component (PCI) domain protein (gene FUS5). The record is from RefSeq and is a predicted model, not a curated record. Gene Ontology annotation, cellular component: COP9 signalosome. NCBI's taxonomy places the organism in Eukaryota, Viridiplantae, Streptophyta, Magnoliopsida, Fabales, Fabaceae.
UAUCUUCUGCGACCCUUCAUCAGUCUGAGGCAAAGCUCUCUCACUGUCCUUCAAACACUAUAAAUUAGAAAUUCUUCAAAUCCUCAACCGAACCCUAAUCCUAAAACCCUUCAUUUGUUCUUCAAUCGAAUCCAACGGUUUUCCCCUUUCCGAAACCCUAGAUUUGACGAUGGACAUCGAGCAGAAGCAAUCGGAACUCAUCGACCACUUCGUCAAGCGAGCCUCCGCCGCCUCCGACGCCGCCGCACUCGCCUCCGUCCUCGUCGAAGCCACCUCUCACCCUUCGCUCUUUGCUUUCUCUGAGAUUCUCGCUCUUCCCAAUCUUCUGCAGCUUGAGGCAACUGAGAAUUCUGCUUACCUUGAUGUGCUUCGAUUGUUUGCACAUGGAACAUGGAGCGAUUACAAGAGUAAUGCUGACCGUCUUCCACAAUUGAUACCUGAUCAGAUCCUCAAGCUUAAGCAACUAACGGUUCUUACGCUGGCUGAGACAUACAAGGUUCUACCCUAUGACCAACUGAUGCAGGAGUUAGAUGUGACAAAUGUCCGUGAACUUGAAGAUUUUCUUAUUAAUGAAUGCAUGUAUGCGGGAAUAGUCCGUGGAAAGCUCGAUCAGUUGCGACGAUGCUUUGAGGUCCAAUUUGCAGCAGGUAGGGACUUGAGGCCUGAUCAACUGGGGAAUAUGAUACAGACUCUCUCUAGCUGGUUGUCUACAUCAGAAAAUCUGCUUGUUUCAAUUCAAGAGAAGAUAAAAUGGGCUGACGCUAUGAGUGAAAUUGACAAGAAGCACAGGAAGGAUGUGGAAGAAAAGGUGGAAGAAGUAAAGAAGUCCAUUUUCAAGAAGUUACACACUGUAAGCAGGCCGACAUCGACUUCAGAGGCCAUGAGGAGAUCUGCUCUGAAUCUGGUGGAGUGAUGGAUUAUGAAGAAGAUCGAAGCCGUCCAAAGAGGAGGCGGCACCCAAUAUCUUGAAGAUUUUAGUAGAUAAAGGAGCUCAUUGGAUGGGUUCUAUAGUUGCUUGCCUGACUUUUAUUCAUGGCAUGCGUCGACCGAGGAUAUCAGCUUUUGCAGACAAGCAUAUCUCAUCGAUACUGCACUUGUCUGUCACACCACAAAGCAAGAUAGGAACAAGGAAAAAGGAGGGAAAACCUGUUAAUUUCUUCAAGGUUGUAUUUAGGAAAUUGAUGGUGUUUAUUGAACCAUUGUUAAUCGUAUACUGAGUUGGUAAGAACAAGCUGAAAUGGUGGUGCGGCUAUUUAUUUUUUACAUGUUUCUGGAUGAUUUAUUGUUUUGUUUUGUAUUAUGCUUCUUAUAUGCUAUGCUGCCUCUAUUGCAUUGCUAUACUUUGUGGUGAAUAUAUAUUCCAAAAAUAAGAUGUUAGACACAUAUUUCAACAUUA